GGCGGCGAGAAUCCAGAGGGCUCGUUUGUCCAGCGUCUCGAGAAGCGUCGCCGGCUCGAGGCGCGAACGCCCCGCUACGACCUCAUCUCCAGCAUCCCGCCGACCUCGAACAAGGUCGAGCGGUUUUCAGCGUGGCGCGUACCACGUUUGCUCAAGAGCGCAACAGUCUCCAACGGCGGCGAGAAUCCAGAGGGCUCGUUUGUCCAGCGUCUCGAGAAGCGUCGCCGGCUCGAGGCGCGAACGCCCCGCUACGACCUCAUCUCCAGCAUCCCGCCGACCUCGAACAAGGUCGAGCGGUUUUCAGCGUGGCGCGUACCACGUUUGCUCAAGAGCGCAACAGUCUCCAACGGCGGCGAGGAUCCAGAGGGCUCGUUUGUCCAGCGUCUCGAGAAGCGUCGCCGGCUCGAGGCGCGAACGCCCCGCUACGACCUCAUCUCCAGCAUCCCGCCGACCUCGAACAAGGUCGAGCGGUUUUCAGCGUGGCGCGUACCACGUUUGCUCAAGAGCGCAACAGUCUCCAACGGCGGCGAGGAUCCAGAGGGCUCGUUUGUCCAGCGUCUCGAGAAGCGUCGCCGGCUCGAGGCGCGAACGCCCCGCUACGACCUCAUCUCCAGCAUCCCGCCGACCUCGAACAAGAAUGGUGACUUCUGGGACGUUUCGACAGUCGAUAGCGUCAAUUAG
Messenger RNA from Phytophthora sojae, 681 nucleotides. RefSeq lists its product as hypothetical. The record is from RefSeq and is a predicted model, not a curated record. Lineage: Eukaryota; Oomycota; Peronosporomycetes; Peronosporales; Peronosporaceae. The transcript is spliced from 5 exons. The annotation marks the transcript as partial.